Magnolia sinica is the source of this 1705-nucleotide messenger RNA. RefSeq names its product taxadiene 5-alpha hydroxylase-like. NCBI's taxonomy places the organism in Eukaryota, Viridiplantae, Streptophyta, Magnoliopsida, Magnoliales, Magnoliaceae. The transcript has 4 exons. Gene Ontology annotation, biological process: sterol metabolic process. Bases 28 to 1488 code for a protein of 486 amino acids. Gene Ontology annotation, molecular function: oxidoreductase activity, acting on paired donors, with incorporation or reduction of molecular oxygen; iron ion binding; monooxygenase activity. The record is from RefSeq and is a predicted model, not a curated record.
GGAGAAAGAUAUCACUAGUCACCGAUUAUGAUUGAAGUCUUCGUUGCAGUUGCUCUGAUUUCAUUUGCCUUUAUUUUCUUCAUCCUUCGUAGGGACUCUCGAGGGAUGAAACUCCCUCCAGGGUCCCUAGGACUCCCCAUAAUCGGGGAGUCCUUGAGCUUCCUUAAAGCUCAGAGGGACGAUAGAGGGUCCGAAUGGAUAAACGAAAGGGUUGCCCUCUACGGUCAUGUGUUCAAGACAUCCAUUCUAGGCUCUCCGACUGCGGUCAUAAUCGGUAAGGAGGGUAACAAGUUCGUAUUCAUGGAUGAUGAAGCACUGGAUGGAAACCAGCCAGAGUCCUCCAAGAAGAUCUUCGGGAAAAACAGCAUCUUCGGGCUGAUGGGAGACAGGCAUAAACUUGUAAAGGGUGCAAUGAUGAGCUUCCUAAAACCCCAAAACCUUCAAGAAUACAUAGGAAUCAUGGAUGAUUUGGUGAAAACAGGAUUACUAGCUGAAAUGAAAGAAAAGGACGCGAUCAAGAUUGUGCCUUUUAUGAAAGAUCUCAUGUUCAACAUUACAUGUACUCUAUUGUUUGGAUUAUACGAUGAGCAUACCAAAGCGGCCUUGUUCGAGGAUUUCUCCGAAGCGAUGCAAGCCUCAUGGUCCAUUCCUAUAAAUUUCCCAGGCACCAUCUUCUGGCGGGGCGUAAAAGCAAGAUCUAGGAUUGUUGAACGAAUGGCCCCGAUCGUGAGGAGGAGAAAAGAGAUGCUAGUUGCUGGGACUGUCCGUCCGAAGAGCGAUGUGAUCUCAAGCAUGGUUGCAUUAAGAGAUGAGAAGGGAGAAUCGAUCAGCGAUGAUGAGAUUAUGGAUAAUAUAAUCUCACUGGUAUUUGCUAGUCAUGAUACUACCGCCAUUCUCUUGAGCUUGAUGGUAUGGAAGCUGGCUAGAGAUCCCAAGAUUCAUCAGAAAGUCUUGCAAGAACACAUGGAGAUUUUGAAGGAGAGACAAACACCGGAAGGAAAGCUUACAUGGCGUGAAGUUCAAAAGAUGAAUUAUACAUGGAGAGUUGCACAGGAGCUUAUGAGACUUAUUCCUCCUGUCUUUGGUAGCUUUAGAAAGGCUAUUAAAGACACCAGCUUUGGAGGCUAUGACAUUCCCAAAGGAUGGCAGGUGCUUUGGGUCUGCCCGCCAACUCACAUGGACAAGGACAUCUUCGAAGAUCCUGAUGAGUUCGAUCCAUCACGUUUUCAAAACCCAUCUAAGCCGAUCCCACCGUUCGCUUACAUCCCAUUCGGUGCUGGGGUCCACAUGUGCAUUGGCAACGAAUUCGCUAGGGUUGAGACGCUCACCAUCGUCCAUCACAUGAUCACAAACUUUGAGUGGUCACAAUUGAUUCCUGACGAACCGAUCACACGCCAACCGAUGCCUUAUCCAUCCAUGGGCCUCCCCAUCAAGAUCAAAGCCAGGAAUCCCUCUGAUUUUAUCUCAGAUGCAACACGUUUCUCCUGACUACGUAAAACAUUGCACGGGAAAUGAUGCUCCCGCUUGUAUGAUACUUAUUAAUCGGACCUUUGGAAUCUAGUCAAUGGAUUUAAUGCUUGAUUGGUUUUUAAUAGGCCGUUUGGAUGUAUGUGUGGUCCACCUAUGUUUCGAAUCUGCCUCAGUUUUGGCAUAUAUACUAAAAUAAUAAGAAAGAAAUGGAUGAACUGCAUGGAUAAAAUUUAUA